UUAAUUUGAGAACCUUUUAUAGACUGGAUCAAUAGAAUUACUUAUAUAUUUUGUUUUAUUUUAAAUUAAGUGAAUAGUUAACUUGAAAUGGUAUUUUUAUCAAUCGUUAAUUUUGUCCGCAGUCGAGGGCCGGAUGAGUUUUGGAGAAAAAGAAAGAUUUUCAAAAUGUCAGCGCAUUUUGUUGGUCGACGAAGAAAUUGUUAUUCUGUUGCAAUACGAAACGUUCACCAUGCUCUAGUUUAUGCAACAAAAGGCAGAAAAUUAAAAAAAAGUGAUAUGUCAGAGUUAUGGCAAACUAGGGUGGAAUCCGGUUGCGCUCAGUAUGGUGUGCCAUACUGGACAUUUAAAGAAGCUCUUUAUCGUCAAGAUAUUUUAUUAAACAAGAAAACUUUAUCCGAUUUAGCAAUUUGGGAACCAAAAUCUUUCGAAGCCAUUAUUAAUAUUGCUAGGAAUUAUGCCUUAACAAAUGAUUUGCCUUUAACAAGAGGUUAUUCCGCUAUGGAACAAAUAUACAACUUGGAACCAGAUAAAAAAUAAUGAUCGUCUUCAUUUGAAGAUACAUAAGUAAAAUCCUGUAUAUUUAUAAUAGCAAAUAAACACAAAUUUA
This is a messenger RNA of Condylostylus longicornis, 607 nucleotides long. RefSeq names its product 39S ribosomal protein L20, mitochondrial (gene mRpL20). Gene Ontology annotation, cellular component: ribosome. Lineage: Eukaryota; Metazoa; Arthropoda; Insecta; Diptera; Dolichopodidae. The record is from RefSeq and is a predicted model, not a curated record. Gene Ontology annotation, molecular function: rRNA binding; structural constituent of ribosome. Bases 88 to 537 code for a protein of 149 amino acids. The transcript is spliced from 3 exons. Gene Ontology annotation, biological process: translation; ribosomal large subunit assembly.